GUAAGGCCAUACUUUUUGUUUUCAUGUUUCAUGAAGUUUUGUUGCGAGUUAAGUCGCAAAAAUCAUUGAAGUUAUCUUCAUUUAGUUUUUGUUUGCUAUACCUUUACUUUUUUUUCCUUAAUUGCUAUGUGUAGUCCUAAAAUUUUGGUGUGUGUUGACUUUGAUAAUACAUUAGUUGAUUGUAAUACUGAUGUGGAAAUUAAGAAGGUGCUACAUGGCAAAGAAAUACCUGAAGAAAUUGAGUCUUUAUCAAAGGUUUCCAAAGGAUGGACUGCUUAUAUGCGAGAACUUUUUAAAUUUCUUCACAAAAGUAACAUAACAAAGGAAGACUAUAUUCGAUGCUUGACACAAUUACCCAUGGUUCAAGGAAUGAAAGAGCUUCUUCUUCAAAUGUAUGAAAGUGGAGAUUGUGAAAUUAUAAUCCUUUCAGAUGCUAAUUCUUUCUUUGUCCAAACUAUUUUACGCCAUCAUCAAGUGAAUGGCACUGUCUCAAAAAUAUUUACUAAUCCUGCUGAAUUUGAUAAAGAUGGUUGCCUUCAAAUUAAGGAAUUUCAGAACCAAACUUCUUGCACUAGAUGCCCUCCUAAUUUAUGUAAAGGUUCUAUUUUAGGAAAUUACAUAUCUAAAAGAAUGAUAGAAGGUGUACAAUUUUGUAGAACUUUAUACAUUGGUGAUGGUCACAAUGAUGUGUGUGCAGCACUUCGUCUGGGAGUUAAUGAUUUUGUAUUUGCCAGAGCAGGUUAUCGUCUUCUGAGAUCCUUAGAGAAAAUGCCUGCUAAAAAUGUUAAACCUACAGUUGUACCUUGGGAAACAGUCAAAGAUAUUAGAGAUGUACUAUUAUCUUCUUAAGAUAUAAAAUAACAGUUAAUUUGCUUUGUUUAUUUUUGUUGCAUCUGAAAUCAUUGUACAGAAUAAAAGUUGAUUAUUUA
Molecule: messenger RNA, 929 nt
Organism: Argiope bruennichi
Lineage: Eukaryota; Metazoa; Arthropoda; Arachnida; Araneae; Araneidae
Product: pyridoxal phosphate phosphatase PHOSPHO2-like
Exons: 2
Coding region: 127-849 (240 amino acids)
Molecular function (GO): phosphatase activity
Source: RefSeq, a predicted model, not a curated record